AAAAGCAAGGGAGCCAUAUUUGGUAAGGGAUUUUGAUAAGAAACGCAGUCGGCGCCAUCCUGGUUCUGGGAGGAAAAGCCAUAGAAAUAAAACAGGAACGAUGGGGAAGGCGCUAUUUCCUCCUUCGCUGUGAAGCCAAGACGCGAUGCCCCUCGUAGUGCUGUGCGGGUUGCCGGGGAGCGGCAAGAGCCGGCGCGCCGAGGAGCUGAGGGCGGCGCUGGGCCCCGAGAAGGGAGAAGAGCGGCAGGCGUUCGUGGUAGCCGAGGAGGACUUGGCCGGAGAUGGCGGCGGCGGCGGCAGGUCAGCCCUGCGGGCGGGGGUCGAGCGGCUGCUGGGCCAGCGGGACGUGGUGAUUGUGGACGCGGGCAGCGAGCUGAAGAGCUUCCGCUACGAGCUCUACUGCCUGAGCAAGCACGCGGGGACGCCGCACUGCCUGGUGCUGUGUCCGGGGGGCGCCGCCCGGCCCGACAGGCCGCCCUUGGAGCCGCCGGACUCGCGCAACCGCUGGGACUGGCCCCUCUUCACGGCGCCCCUCGACCCGGACCAGCCGCUGCCGCUGCCCGAGAUCCGCGCCGCCCUCUUCGAGCGCCGCCCGCCUCCUCCCAACCAGUCCACGCGUUCGCAGCCCCUGCAGGCCCCCGGCUUCCUCCACCAGCUGGACCGCCUCACCCAGGACGUGCUGGCUGCCCUCAUGGCUGCCCAGAGGAAUGGCGUCCAGCCGGGGCAGUUCAUCCCCGUGGCGGUGGACGGGUUGGGAGCGGGGGGCGGCAGCGAAAAGCCAUCGGGGUUGGUGCUGAACAGACCCGUCAGCCUCGCUGAGCUCAGCCGGCUUCGAAGGCAGUUCCUCAGCUACGCCAAGAUGCACCCGGGAGAAGGAGAGGAGAAUCUGCCCCAGCUGGGUAACAUGUUUCUGGACUACCUGAGUCGCAACCUCCAGUGACGGAGCCUGGAAGUCUGAACGUUGGGCUGAGGCACGCUUUUCUUGACCUGAAGUUGCCCCCACAGUGAUGGGGUCUGGAGCCUCAACUUUGGUGCUGCCAUUAGAUCCUCUUUGCUGUCUGAACUUUGGAGGAGUGCAGUGACUGCAUCGCUCUUCCGCUGCAUAAAUUGUGCUGGGAACCCACUUUUUGUACGAAGUGGCACAGAAAUACUUCAGAUAAACAAGUUUCCAUCACACAUGUUUGUACUUAAGCAGCCAACUUUAUUCUUUGAUUUUUGUUCAUUGUCUAUUACCAGGGAGCUUAGGCAAGUGUGCAUGAUUCUUGUAGUAUCUAGAUUAGGCUGAGAAACAGUGAACUUGCCUAGUCAGCCAGUGCUCUAUAGCAAUAUGUUCGUUUUGUUAAAAAAAAAUGUGGUGCAUUCCUGAACACGCUUAGUAGUUUAUUGAACACAGUGGGGCUUAUUGCUUUUAAGUAAAAAUGCAAUGGAUAAGUGCUAUAUGGUGGUUGCUAUACCCCCCCAGUAUUUGUAUGAACUUGUGUGAUUAUCUUAGUAAGGAGUGGAAGCUGUAAGGUGGGCUCAGGUUUGAGUUGUGGAUAAAGACAAAUGCAAAUAAAGUACUUCACAGUUUAAGGGUAUGCUAAUAUACACUUGAACCUAUGGCCAUAGCAGGAAACUGAUCAUUCUUGGCUUUCCUGUUUCUAAAGAUAAAAUGGAUUUAUAGCAUAGGUACAGAUAGCCUCUGCUUAUUUUUAAUUUCUAAAAAGAAAGCUGUAGGACCUUUUCAAGAGUUCUCGGUCUUUACUAGUUAUGUUGACAUUUGACUAAAUGCUGCUUUUGUUAUCUCUCCAGUAGGGCGAUUGAAAAAGCUUCAGUUUAUUAGGGCUGCUUAUAGCUCUUAGGAAUUGAGAUAUCUUAUCUUCCUUUUCUUUUAGAUUUUAACUUGUUUAUUUGAAAACUAAGAAUAAGAUUUCUCUCUCUGUGUAGGAGAGGUUUGUUAUGCUCCCCGAAAUACCUCUGCAAGUGCAUUUCAGCAUAGCCAGUGAUAAUUCUUGGGCAUGUUGCUUAUUCUCUAAUAUCUUCAUCAGACCAUAUUCGACUGUGCCUUUGAUGGAUCGUAUGAAUUUCUUCAUUACAGGUAGAAACUCACUGUAAGCAACUCUAACACAAAGUGAUGGUGUUGUAGGAUAAGUUUUCCUGUACACGAAUGGACAACUACAACUGCCUGAUACUUCAUCGAUACUUAUGCACACAGGAUGAGCAGGGCUGGCCCUGAGACAUUUGCUACCUGAGGGGGUAUUGUUUUUAUGCUGCAUUUAUAGAUAUGCUAUUUGGAAGCUUUUAAAAAUAUGUAUUUUAAAACUGGUUAAUUUAAGCUGUGCUGAUAACCUAUUAGAACUGUAGAAUGUAAUUUUAAGUAAUCCCUUCUUUCACUAAGGAGCAAGGUGAUGCUAUGCACUGGAAUGUUCUAUCAACUUAAAUCAAAAUGAAGUGCUCUGACCUGUUUCACUGAGGCUUGUGCAAAGCCCCUCUUAAGGAAUGGCUCAUAACAGCAGAAGGCUGUGGGGGUUCUAACAUUGGAAGAGCUUCUGAGUUAGCUUAUUCAGGUUAUCAUCCUGUGCAAAUUUAUUAAGAGUGAUCCCAUCAAACACAGGUGGCCUUACUUUUGAGUAAACAUGGAUAUGCUUUAAGAAUUUUUUUUCCAAACGAACACAAAACCAGAUGACACAAGUAAAAGAGUUCUGGUUGUCUAAUGAACAGACAACCAACCUUAGAUCCAUGGUCUUGGGCCAUAUCAAGUCCUAACUGUCAAUGAAACCAGGCAGUAUCAAUGAAGUUGGAAUGUAUCCUCUUCAAACAAAAUCAGAACUGCCUGGCAACUGUAGUUAUCAAGGCAGUGUUGGCUGCCAUGCCUAGAACUAUUGUUCUGUUGCAGUGAUCAUGUAACCACAACCCAAAAUGAGGGAAAUCCCGAAGAGCUGUACACAUAUGUGUGCAUUGCCUAAACCAGCAACAAACCUGUACCAAUAACCAAGGAAUAUCUGCUCUUAUGUUCACAGUUAACUUUCAAAUGGAAGAACUCUGUGUCUACCUACUGCAUAAGCUGAAAAGAUGUUGAUGUGACAUGAGUAUGUGCCUUUAAAAAGGAAUGGUUAGCUUAAUGGCAAAUCAAUGUAUGACAAACCAAGGUUCAGAACAUCCUGGGUGGGCUCACAUGAAAUGGAAUCCCACUGUGGUAAAUCACCAUGGCAGGUAACUGUUAAGCGCCAAGCAGCUACAAUGAGCAGAACAGGUGACCAGGCUUGUUGUAGUUGUUUUGCUUCAGACACCACCUCCCUUCUCAUUCCUUCUAGUGAUGUCCCAGGGGACACUGAUGGGACAAAUGAGGGUGCUCUUUGACAGCUGUGACCAUUCGCCCAUUCUAGUUUGCCAUGGCUGUCAAUCAGUUUGCUGUGCAAACAGAACUCAGAGAGGGAGGUGCGGAUUAGGCACCCUUGCCUCCUGCUGCAGAGCAGGAGGCAAGGGCCAGGUACAAGGAUGGGCCAUCGGUUGGGCAGUGCUGCCAAAGGAGACAGCACCACUCAGCUUAUCACUCCUGCCCGAGAGGCUUUCUUGCAAACUGAGCGGGGAGUCGGGCCAGGCAAGGAUGCUUGCUUCUUGGUGUGUCCCUGGUCCAGUUGCUCCCCCUGCUGGAGAGAGAGCUGUUCAAGCAGGAGCGGCGAUUAGGUUAGACUGGAGCUUACCGAGAAUGGAAGGAACAUCACUACUUAGUCCACAUUUUUCCUUCCCUGUUCUUGCUUGAGCAUCUUUCUCAAGCAGGAGUGCAUCAGGGUGGGAGCGGCUUGUUCAUGCUUGAGAUGAAGCCUCACCACAUGAGUUGGGGAGUGAGGAACCAUCAGUUGGGUAGCCCUGCUGAGAGCUGGGCUCUUGCCAAGAAGUUGUCUUCUUGUGGGGAUUUCCCACAGUAGGUUGUGUUAUCCAGGUUUGGGUGACACAACAAGCAGUUGUGAUAGGAAGAAAUCCUAGAGAAAACUUGUUUCUUAUGAUGCGUGGGUUUGGAAAUUGUUGAUAAUUUAUGAUUGCUUGUCAUGUCAUGUGAGCCCAGUCACAGUGUUCUAACAGUCUAAAAAUGCACACCCUCAAUUAUCACGAAUUUCUAAGAAUGUACUUGCAUGCGCAGAGACGUUUUGAUAAUUACUAAAGUGCCCUAAAAGCUUAUUGGAUUUGCAUUUGAAAGUAGUAGCUUGGUCUUAAAUUUACAGUUAUAUAAUCUACCAAUUUUAAAUGAUCCAAAGUAAAAUCAGAAACAAUUCACUAAUCA
This is a messenger RNA of Varanus komodoensis (Komodo dragon), 4261 nucleotides long. RefSeq names its product KTI12 chromatin associated homolog (gene KTI12). The transcript has a single exon. The coding region runs from base 146 to 940 and encodes 264 amino acids. The record is from RefSeq and is a predicted model, not a curated record. NCBI's taxonomy places the organism in Eukaryota, Metazoa, Chordata, Lepidosauria, Squamata, Varanidae.